AUGCCAACUGAAAGGGGUGAUGCAGAGAAACCACCACCACAGGCCGCAACAGCAGAAGAGCAAGAAGUGGCUGAUGUACCGGUGAAGCGUGACGAAAACGACAUUAGCUUGCAGCUAAGCCCACAAAGACUCGUGCUGCGUCACCAACACGCCGUGGAAGCUGCUAAUGCACUGAGAGAGGGGGAGUGCGUGGCCCGCCUCGACCUCAUCCGGUCGUAUCACAACGGAUUUCUUGCCAUUGUGCACCACUCGCUGUUCGCGCUGCAUCAGGACGCGAAUGCCCUCGCUGCGGUCCUGCAGAUGCAGCAGCUUCUACCUACUGAGUUGCCGUGCAAGCUGAGGCCUAUCGUCCACGGCCAACACGAGGGUGACGUUGCGGCGGACGAGAUGGACUCUCUGGAGGCCACUGCGUUAGCUGCUGGUCAUAAAGGCAGAAACAGGAACUGCGGCAGAAGCAGAAGGUGGGAGGGCGGCGACGACGCAAAGGUGCGGCAUAUCCGGCGCCUGCGUACCAACAACAUGCGGCGCAUGAACCAGGAGCUGCGCGAUAAGCGGAGGCAAGUGACGACAUUUGCUGUGCAUGAGUUGCGCCGGGCAGCAGCAGCAGCGCGACGGCGCGAGGAGUCCCACAGCGCGACUAAGGUGUCCGGGCGUGAGCAGAAGUCCUCCACAAUGCGGACAACAUGGGGUCGGGAGCUGCUGGACCAACAGUGGGUGGAGAUGCAAGAGGCACGGCAAAGGGCCGCUCGGGCCCACACCGCGCAGAUGUUGGCGGAGCGAAGCCGACGUCAACAAUCGCUGCUUCGGCUCGAGGUAGCGGUACGGGAGUCCCUGCAGAAGUGUCGUGCUGCGUUUGGCGAGGAAAUAAAGAAACUGAAUGAUCUCGCGACGCACCUACAUGAUAUGCAUGACGACAUGCACUUCGGUGAUGCAAGUACGGUCUCGAAGGAGCUGUGGCGAAGUCUGGAGGAAUAUCCUGAGGAACGUAUGAUAUUACAGAGGGCAGUCAAAGUGUUCUUGCGUGAUGAACAGUGGCAACGACAUCGAGACCCCGCUGCAACAGAACAGCCGCAUUUGUUACGGCGCUCCCCUGCCUCACCGCCCCGAAGAAGCAGCAGCGGCAUCAAUGGAAAGAAGAAGGUGAUCACGCCGAUAGGUGAAGAGGCUUACGCGCGGCUGUGCGGUGCGAUAGAGACCGUGACGCAGUUGGUGACUGCGGUAUCUCCCGUGUCGCGUGCCUCCUCUAGUGAGAAGCCGGGGGUCGCCACGCGUCAGCUCCCGCAGUCUUGCAUCUCUCCGAUAAUGUGGCGCUGA
Trypanosoma grayi is the source of this 1314-nucleotide messenger RNA. RefSeq lists its product as hypothetical. The transcript has a single exon. The record is from RefSeq and is a predicted model, not a curated record. NCBI's taxonomy places the organism in Eukaryota, Euglenozoa, Kinetoplastea, Trypanosomatida, Trypanosomatidae. The coding region runs from base 1 to 1314 and encodes 437 amino acids.